AUGGACUUCGGCGCUACCUCCUUCUGGAACCCCCAGACCCUCCUCCCAGCCCUCGCCAACGGCUCCCUCCUCCCAAGCCCGCCUCGACGACAUGGCCAUCCGCAACCUCUCAUGUCCUACUCUCAGCUCGGCCUCAAUACCAAAAUAAUUCCCCCCAAUUCCCCGGCCACAGCCCCCGUCGACGUCUGCGCCAACCACCGCGCCCUCGUCCGCAAAGCCGGCAGCGCAGCCAUCACCCUCCUAAAAAAACACCAACAACACCCUCCAUCGGCAUCUUCGGCUCUCACGCCCGUCCCACGCUCAUCGGCCCCGGCACAACACUGGACGACGUGCACACCCACACCACCUGGCCCGGCCACCUCAUCUUCUCCGGCGGCUCCGGCAUCAGCAGUCCCUCAUACCAAAUCACCCCGUACGACGCCCUCCUCUCCAAAGCCCUCCAAGACGGCACCCAACUAAUGUGGGCAAUGGAUGACGACCUCCCCUUUUGGGUUGUAGGGAGGCAGGAGUGGGUGCUUGCUAGGGAGGUGUAUCGGUUUUUGGGUUGGGGCUAGUAGUAGGGAUUGAGGGGGUGGGUGGAGUUAUGUUGUUGCUUAGAUUUUGGUAAGGCGUAUUACCUGUGCUGCAGGGCACUUCGAUUAAGGUACUUGGUAAG
Aspergillus piperis CBS 112811 is the source of this 655-nucleotide messenger RNA. RefSeq lists its product as uncharacterized. The record is from RefSeq and is a predicted model, not a curated record. The transcript has a single exon. The coding region runs from base 1 to 459 and encodes 152 amino acids. Lineage: Eukaryota; Fungi; Ascomycota; Eurotiomycetes; Eurotiales; Aspergillaceae.